GUAGUCUUCUUUGAAGUUCUAACAAACAACAGAAAUGGGAUCUGUAGCUCCUUAUGCUGUUUCAUUUUUCCUAAGACUUAUUUAUGGAGUCACAAACAUACUCACCAAAAUUGCUUUUAGCCAAGGCACAAGUGCAUGUGUUCUUGUUUUUUACAGGUUUCUGAUAGCUAGUGUGCUCUUGCUGCCCCUUGCCGUUGCAUUUGAAAGAAAAACUGCCCCACCACUGUCAUUCAAAGUCUCUCUUAAGCUAUUUGUGCAUGCAUUAUACGGGAUGUCUGCUUCUACGAUCAUAUCUUACAUUGGCCUCGAUUAUGUUUCAGCAACAUCUGCUUCUGCAGUAAUAAAUCUUGUGCCAGUGUUAACUUUCUUUUUGGCUGUCCUAUUCAGGAUGGAGUCUUUGAACUUAAAGAGAUCCCAUGGAGUUGUUAAAGUUUCUGGCUUGGUGCUUUGUUCUGUUGGUGUUACUGUACUUGCAUUGUACCAGGGACCAGAGCUGAAAUCUUUCAUCCAUCACCGUCUUUUCCAUCACGCAAGUCAUGGUGGUACUAAUUCUGCAAGGAAAUGGAUAUUGGGAGUCAUCUUGCAAUCUUUAGCCGCUGCAAUGUGGGCUCUGUGGGCUGUACUUCAGGGACAUCUGUUUGGGGAAUAUCCAUCGAAGCUGCUGAACACAACACUCCAGAUAGCCUUUGCAACUGUUCAGUCUUUUCUGAUGGCUUUUUUAAUUGAGAGAGAUUUUUCAAGAUGGAAGCUUAGUUUGGAUGGAGGCCUUGUGGCUAUAAUCUACUGUGGCAUAACACUUGCAGUUUUGUGCUACCUGCAAGUUUGGUUAGUUGACAUGAGGGGGCCUGUAUUCCUGUCCAUGACCGUACCAUUGACAUUGGUAUUCACUAUCAACCUGACAGUCAUAGGAGAAGCAGUCACCCUGGGGAGUGUGAUAAGUGGAGCUCUACUGGUUGGUGGUCUGUAUAAUGUACUGUGGGGAAAGAGAAUCGAACAAGUACCUAUGAGCUCGCAAGGAGACGAUGGCGGAAAUGCUGCUUUGGAUCUGGAGGAACAAGGAUCAGCAGCAUCAGUUCUCAAAACACAAGAUUAG
Messenger RNA from Panicum virgatum (switchgrass), 1093 nucleotides. Its product is annotated as WAT1-related protein At5g64700-like. The record is from RefSeq and is a predicted model, not a curated record. The coding region runs from base 35 to 1093 and encodes 352 amino acids. The transcript has 7 exons. Gene Ontology annotation, cellular component: plasma membrane. NCBI's taxonomy places the organism in Eukaryota, Viridiplantae, Streptophyta, Magnoliopsida, Poales, Poaceae. Gene Ontology annotation, molecular function: transmembrane transporter activity.